GCUCUCGGCCCCCUCUCGGCCGGCGCUGCCGGCUUCCCCGGCACCAGUUCCUCUUGGACUGGGAAAGAAAAAGGCGGGAAAGGGACGCCGAGCUAACGGGGCGGCUGCUGCUGGUGCGGCGUCCGCGGUGGCGUCGCCUCGCUCCCUCGUCAGUCUUCCUUCGGAGGAAGGUACGAGGCUCGGCCUUCGGUCCUCCUCCUCGGGGGCAGUUCAGCAUGGGCGGCCAGUGUUGCUGCUUAUCCGCGGAAGAGAAGGCGAACCUGCGCAUCAACUUGGAGAUUGAGCGGAGGCUGCGGCUGGACAAGCGCGACUCCCGCAAGGAACUCAAGCUCUUGCUGCUGGGUACAGGAGAAAGCGGAAAGAGCACCUUUAUUAAACAGAUGAGGAUUAUUCAUGGAUCAGGCUAUACAGAAGAAGACCGGAAAGGCUUCACAAGGUUGAUUUAUCAAAACAUCUAUUCUGCCAUGCAAGCUAUGAUCAGAGCCAUGGAUAGUUUACAAAUACCAUACUCAUCUGAGCAGAGCAAGGAGGAUGGUCAGAUGAUUGAAAAAGUGGAUAUAGACAGAUUAACAGCCUUGGAAGGAAAACACGUGGAAGCAAUUAAAAGAUUGUGGGAAGACUCAGGAAUCCAAGAAUGCUACAAGAGGCGGAGAGAAUAUGAGUUGUCAGACUCUGCUAAAUAUUACCUAUCGUGUUUAGACCGCAUUGCUGCGCCAUCAUUUGUGCCAACUGAACAAGAUAUUCUCAGAGUGAGAGUACCAACCACCGGAAUAAUUGAAUAUCCCUUUGAACUACAAGAUAUCAUUUUUAGGAUGGUAGAUGUUGGCGGCCAGAGAUCAGAAAGAAGGAAGUGGAUUCAUUGCUUUGAAAAUGUUACCUCUCUAAUAUUCUUAGUUGCCCUGAGUGAAUAUGACCAAGUCUUGACAGAAUCUGAUAAUGAGAACCGUUUGGUAGAAAGCAAAGCCUUAUUUAAAACAAUCAUCACAUAUCCUUGGUUUCUGAACUCAUCAAUCAUUUUAUUCUUAAAUAAGAAAGAUCUCUUGGAAGAGAAGAUUAUGUAUUCACAUUUAACUACCUAUUUUCCAGAGUUCACAGGACCUAAGCAAGAUGUCAAAGCUGCCCAAGAGUUCAUUCUGAAGUUAUAUCAGGAUCAGAACCCAGACAAAAAGAAGGCGAUCUAUUCUCAUUUUACAUGUGCCACGGACACAGAGAAUAUUCGAUUUGUCUUUGCUGCUGUCAGAGACACCGUCCUGCAGUCAAAUCUCCAGGAAUUCAACCUGGCAUAAAAGGAACCCCAUCACUCUUAUCUACUUAGUUACAUUCACUGACCAAGAUGCCUUCUGUGUGACACUAACAAGAUAGCUCUCUGUGAAUAUGUUUUGUAUCCCUGCUGAUCAUUAAAUCCUGCAUUGCAAUGCAUAUCCUGCAUAGUAGUGCAUAUUCACAAAUAGGAGUGUAAGCCAUAAAUUUUUAGUUUUUAAAUCAUACACUUUGGAUACCAGUGCUUAUAUUCAAUUCUCAUUUAAAAUUAUGUGAAAUCUCUUGCCCUAGCCAAUUUUUAAAAUGCCUUACUGUGACAGUGUCAGGUUAGCAGCAUUGUCAAAAGGAUCAUAUUUUGGGACUGAACUAAAACCAAGGUUUAUUAAAUCUAAUGAUUUACAUUUUAUGACUUUCUUCCAACGGCACUGGCUAAAACAGCUUUCUUUGAUUUGAAAGUGGCCAGUGUUCAGUUUGUGUGUAAGUUUAAUACCUUUAUGUCAGCUGCAGAAGGAAGUUUACAUAUUAAGUAUUUCACUUUUAGUUCAUGAAACAAAUACCCACCUACUGUUCCUGCAACCUGCAAAAGGUAGGUGAUACUGUGAUCAGAGAAAGGAGGAUGUUGGGUUUUUUCUUUCCCGCGAGACUGCUUUCUUUGGCUUUCUUGGCUUUGCUGUGAAACAGAAAACAAGUCUCUGCAAAAAGCUGAAGGACCGGUGCUGUAGAUCUUCUUGCCAAAAUGCAGAGGUGAUGUAUUUGUUCAUUUGUCAUUUUAUUCUCACUCCCUUUGUUUUCUGUUUAAUCGCAUUAAACUAUUAGUCUAAUAUAGAUAUGUUCUAACCACAAAAUGGCUGAGCUCCUGUUUGUAUUAAGUUCCACAGUGUAAUGAUGAUGCCAUAAUCAGCCAGGGCAGUUUUUUGAAAAUUAAGCAUCUUUCUUGUCAUGAAGCCCUUGUGAAUCCAGAGUCAUCCCUUUCAUCGUGUGGAACCCAUAGGGCAGAGGGACAGGAGGGGAAAACCUUUAGUAACAUAAAAUUACCACUGCUGGGAUGACUUUAGUGGUGGUUAUGAUUUUCAGUAGACUCAUAGAAUCAUGAAG
Messenger RNA from Pogona vitticeps (central bearded dragon), 2355 nucleotides. Its product is annotated as guanine nucleotide-binding protein subunit alpha-14. Gene Ontology annotation, cellular component: cytoplasm; heterotrimeric G-protein complex. The record is from RefSeq and is a predicted model, not a curated record. Gene Ontology annotation, biological process: phospholipase C-activating dopamine receptor signaling pathway; adenylate cyclase-modulating G protein-coupled receptor signaling pathway. Lineage: Eukaryota; Metazoa; Chordata; Lepidosauria; Squamata; Agamidae. Gene Ontology annotation, molecular function: G-protein beta/gamma-subunit complex binding; G protein-coupled receptor binding; guanyl nucleotide binding.